Molecule: messenger RNA, 5731 nt
Organism: Colletes gigas
Lineage: Eukaryota; Metazoa; Arthropoda; Insecta; Hymenoptera; Colletidae
Product: paternally-expressed gene 3 protein-like
Exons: 16
Coding region: 341-4825 (1494 amino acids)
Biological process (GO): chemical synaptic transmission
Cellular component (GO): plasma membrane
Molecular function (GO): calmodulin binding; diacylglycerol binding; syntaxin-1 binding
Source: RefSeq, a predicted model, not a curated record
UUUCCCUUACUCUGUAAUAUUUACAUAUAUAUACAUACGUAUUAUAUACAUACAUACAUAUAUAUAUAUAUACGAGUACAUAUAUGCACGUAUAAACACACGCGUGUCCCGUAUUCGCACGUUAUACGUGGUACCAGGCGCACAGUGCGAAAGAAAAUAGUAAUAUCGGUGCGGAAAAGGGGGUUGUACCGUCGUAUACGCGAGUGUGCUCCUUCGAUCCGGCGUGUCUCGUUAUAUAGCUGCAUCACUUUCCUACGGAUCUCCACGCCGCGUCAAGUGCCGCUCGGCCAAUUAAGCGAAACUCUCAGCGUUAAGCCGAUCUACCCGAAGAUCUUCGAACAUGUCGCUGCUCAGCGUCACGGUGAAGAAGGCGCGGUUCGUCUGCGAGGAAGCGGAACAGUUCAACUCCUACGUAACGCUGAAGCUGCAGAACGUGAAGUCAACGACAGUCACUGUGAAAGGGGCCAAUCCAUGCUGGGAGCAAGACUUUCUUUUCGAAACGAACGACAUGAACACGGGCCUUCUGGUCGAGGUCUGGUGCAAGGGUUUCCUAUGGGAUCGUUUCCUGGGCUACUACUACGUCCCAUUAUCAGAAGUGUCCUACAUGAAUGAGGUAACGUCUAAGCAGUCCUACAAUACAUCCGCCACGAUAUCGACAGGGAAACAAGAACAACGACACAUAUCCCCUGACAGCAUGCGCGACACGAACAGCAAUACACAGCCACCAGACAUCACCAACACGGAGGGUCCCGGACAAUGGGUCAGUCUCGAUUCGGAGCUCGAAAUGAAAGGUGCCGAAAUCAUCGGCACAAAAAAGCCAACCGGGCACACUCUUUUCAUAGACUGCCGUUUGGAGCUUCCUUUCGACCCCGAGAACACGGAGGCGGCCGAUCUGCAGAGGAAGCUGGAAAUGCUGAACAACAUGAUGGACCAGGAAGCACGAGCCGAACAGGCACGACGACAGAUAUUGUACAAUAUAGGCCACUCUGGUUACUCGGAGGAUUCAGACUACACGUCGGACCUGAAUUAUCCAGUAGGCGGACAAGGUGCGAACAGCUCGGCUUCGCAGUUUCGUACAGCUGCCAACCAAUUGGCCACCCCUCAAAGAUCCCUCGAGACCUCGAGAGAAAAUAGCUACGAGAGGGAUGAUCAUCAGAUUCCGGCUACAGUUGGAGGCAGACUAGCUCCGAGUAAUUACGGAAGUUACGGUGGAUCGGGCCAUAGUCCACGUUACGACGAACCGUAUCCCGAAGAAGGUCCACCGCAAAGGUAUUCUCAGUCUCAACACGCUUCAGAAUCUUCCGAGCCACUCUUCUACAAUAGUAGACCAAGACACUAUAAGGAAUACAGACGACGGAAGCACACGUGGGAUUACGAGGACAGCCAAGACGGCUGGUACAGCGAGGGUUACGACUAUCAUGGCACAAGAGUCGACGAAACAAGGAUCUACAGCGAUACGGAGUACUACCCGAGCACCACGACGAGCUCUUCUAGACGAAGAGGUCCCCAUAGACGGCCGUCUCUAGAAAGGCAGAUGACAUUGUACGACGAUCACUCUUAUUACGCUGAUGAAUACAGCAGCGAAGGAAGAGUCGGGAAGAUGAGUGCCACGUAUCCGGAAUGCCAGACGGACAUCAGAUACAAUGAAUACUACGAUAGCAUCACGGGAUACACUUAUCAGGACGAAAGGUACGGUCAAGACGACGAGGACAGACAGUGGGACAGCGGAGGGAAAUGGUAUUUAGGAACAAGUAUCUACUACGAGAACAAACGGAAUAGAAAAACGCUUCCACAGAGGCCUGCAUCUAGCAUCGGUAUUCAUCGACCCGAUUAUAGACCAACGGUUACCAGACAACGCAGUUACGAAUCCGACGAACUCAAUUACAGCGGCCAUAGUACCCGUCGUCGAAAACCGCUUCAACCCCAACAACGACCGACGUCUCGACAAGAAGGGACGGGGAAGAAACUACCUCCGACACCAACAAAACCCAGCAACGUUAUUAUCAGCCGUAAGCUUACCUCCUUACCUGCCACGCCGAGCAGGCAACUGCCAAAGACUAGAACGCCCUCCGAGGAAGGCUAUUACAAGUCUGACUACAACGAGGACUAUAAUUACGCUUAUCGUAGUCAAGACAAUUUACCUCAGGAUACCUACAUUGACAGCAUAUACAGCGACCAGAGCGGCUACGAUCAGAUCCACGCGCCUGGGAAAACUCAGUACGUCGAGGAUAGUCAAUACGGGUCCAGUUACACGCCCCAGGUCGCCGAACAGUACGGUCGUUCGUAUCAAGAGCCACAGACGCAGGAUCCGUACGAUCAGACGUAUUUACAGAACUCGUACAAAGACGAGUACCAAACGCCUUACGUUCAACAGAACGCUCAAGUUUAUCAGGACACGUAUCAGGACAUGACAUAUCCGAACGCCAGUCAGCCGAACGAUCAAUACGUUAGCGAAACCGUCGAUCAAUAUAGAAAAACGGGUACCGACGACAAUUACCAGGUGAUGGGUUACGAGCAGAACAACGUGCAAAAGGAGAGAAAGAAGACGCACUCGUACAAAAAGGACGCGUACCAAGAGCAAUACAGCGAUUAUGACGUGUCCGUGCCGUCGAGCGUAUACGACCAAAACAACGUGACAAAUACUUAUAAUCAGUACCCACCCGAGCAAUACGAUUCGCAGUACAAUAUAAAUACGUCGACCGGCUAUCAGAAAGCUUAUCCGGACAAGUACAAUCAAGACGCGUACAAUCAGGACACGUUCAAAGAGAGCGCGUACAACGAAGACCCGUACAGCGUGCAGGACACCUACAGCCAACAGGAUACUUACAAUCAACAGGAUACCUACAGCCAACAAGACAGCUACAGUCAACAGGAUACUUACAGCCAACAGGAUACUUACAACCAACAGGAUACUUACAGCCAACAAGACGCUUAUAACCAGCAGGAUGUUUACAACCAACAAGAUGCCUACGCUAAACAGGAUACGUACAACCAACAGGACACGUAUAAUCAACAAGAUGCAUACAGCAAAGAGGAUACGUACAAUCAGCAAGACACUUACAAUCAACAAGACGCGUAUAGUAAACAGGAUACGUACAAUCAGCAAGACGCUUACAUCCAACAAGACACUUACAACCAGCAAGACACUUACAACCAGCAAGACACGUACAAUCAACAAGAUACUUACAACCAGCAAGACACAUACAACCAGCAAGAUACUUACAGUCAACAAGAUACCUACAACCAACAGGACGCCUACAGCAAACAGGAUACCUACAAUCAAGUGCCCGUUACGUCUCAAAGCAACUACGAGGACACGUACAACAACGAGAAAGACUACGUCGAUUAUCAGCCGCCCUACAGCAAGGAAGAAACGAGCAGCGCGCCGUACAAAAGCGAUUAUCAGGAUCAAUACCAGGACUACCAGGAUCAGUACGAGGAAUCCUAUCACGACUCUUAUCAAGGAUCGUUCGAGGAGCGUUACAAGGAGAGUCCAGUGGCCAGCACGGAAAGGAGACAGAGCGAGGUGCCAGAGUUGUCGGUGACCACACCGAGAGGUCAGACGAGAACCAACGGUUACCAAUCCAGCGAGUCGGAUUACUUCUAUCCUACCCAAGAGAGCCAAGAAGUGUCCGCGGUUGGACUGACCAGACGGAAGAAGCUCGAGAAGCGCGAACCGAGUCCGCUCGUUCAACAGAACACCGAUUCCUUGGAGUCCAGGGACGACGAGUUGAAGGAGUCGAUCGACACUACGGUGAGCUCGAUUCGUAGCAUCCAGCAGAAGGUGGGCGAGUAUCCGAUAGCCGGCGACUCCGUUCCUAUUGUUCCCACCCUGAUCGAGUCUCCGUCGACCACGGUGCAACCGAUUACGACGAUGGUGAACCACGUAACGUCGAAUCACGUGACGUCGAACAUGACGGUGACGGGCACGGCGAACGGGAAACGAUUGGUCAGGACCGAGUCCUAUCACGAGGACACCAUCGAGGACGAAGAGUACCCGGAAAUCAUUCCCAAGGAGCCGCAGAGAAAGGACUCGCACCAGAGUCAGCUCAGCCAGCAUUCCCAGCACAGCCAGCACUCACAGAAACCGAAACUGACCAGGGGGGAUUCGUACGCGUCCGAUCACUUCCCCGAAGAGUCCUACAGCAGAAAGGGUUCGUACACCCAACCGACCAGGAAGGAUUCGUUCUCCUCGACCACUCAAGAGACUUUCAAGCCACCCCUGACCAGGUCGGACUCGUAUCAGAAGAGAGGCAGCUAUGGGCAGAACUUCAAUGCCCCGCAACCGAUCUCCAGAGCUGAAAGUUAUCAGCGCGGAUACUUCAAAGACCAAGAGUCUAUAGAGGAGCCGGACGUUGCUCUGAGCAACGCGGUCAACGACGAUUACAAGAUGAGGAACGAGUCUCUCGAAAGGUACGAGCGAGCCGAUGAAGCGAUGCUUCGCACUUCUCGAGAGGACUCGUUAGUGGACUCGUACAAAACUACACCGCCCAUGUCGCACACGGACAGCCCUCACGGGAGUAUAACGAAACAAGCAUCGUUGGAAGAAAGCGUCCAGAUGGACACUCCACCGAGGAGUCCACCCGAACCGCCACCGGACGAGGAACUUCUCGAGAUGGUCGGCGCUGCACCAAUGCCUACGCAGCUCAAAGAACGGCCGGAGAUGACAUCGAGGCAACGAUGGCAUUGGGCGUACAACCAAAUCGUCAUGCAGCUGCGGGUGAGUAACUAUAUUCGUUCGAUCUUCUCGAGAAUCGUAUUGAUCCGGUGCGUGAAAUCGACGGUCGCAGGUGAGUCUUAUCUUCGCACAGUGCUUUGUCCUUAAUUAUGGUGGUGGUCGAAUUGGGCAGAUAGUCGUAUUAUUACGAUCUCGAAUAAAUGUCUGCCAUUCGAUGACGUCGGUUUAUGCUUAGCUCCUGAACCCUCUGCGAAACUUACGAUACGACAGGAGUAACAUACUAUCCUCUGCGAAUGAAGAUUUUGCGAAAAACCGUUAAACGUAAGUGCUCCCCGGUCGUAAAAAUGAUAAGCAGAGAACAAUGCUUUAGUAAUAUUGCUCAAUUUCUCUCUAGAGAGUCGCUUGAGCGAGAAAGCAAAGCUUCACUUCGCUUCACUAGUCGUACUUGUUAAACCGUCUACGAUGAUUCACAUUUAACCAACGUAAAGACAAAUACAAUAAUACUUCGAUUUAGUGUUAUUAAUGGACAGAACUCAACGGUCUCAUAUUACAUUAUCAAAUUAUAUAUUAUUUGUUGCCUCCACGAAAUUAUUUUAAUCCCGAACUGUAAAUUGUAACUUUAGAAAUUUUUUUUUCCAUUUCGAAUUUUAUGCUCGGCUAUAUAUUCUUUAAAUAUUGCAUUAUCCACAUAUACGCACACUGUUCGUGUGUACUUAAAUUAGAUUUACCAAACAGUUGUAUUUAAUGACCACAUUUGGCCCCAAUUAGUCCGCUAAAUCGAGGUUUUACUGUAUUUAGAUUAUGUAAAUUGAUGCGAGAAAUGGUAAAAACGGCACGAAUACUAGAAUUUAAGUUCAUCCCUCGUAUUAUGGUAUGUACUAUAGGUUAGACCUGACGUGUACGAAAAUUAUUUUUGUACGUAUUUCAGGGGAAUGUUUUGUGCCAGAAUUUUACAUUGUUACGAUUCCAAAUUCUUUCGAGGACAUAUUAGCGCGUGAUGUAUGUCAAAAAUUAGAUUAAUUUAAUGAUUCGUUACUCGGGAAGAGUAAUACA